Messenger RNA from Helianthus annuus (common sunflower), 1792 nucleotides. RefSeq names its product pentatricopeptide repeat-containing protein At3g60050. Gene Ontology annotation, molecular function: protein binding. Lineage: Eukaryota; Viridiplantae; Streptophyta; Magnoliopsida; Asterales; Asteraceae. Bases 271 to 1701 code for a protein of 476 amino acids. The record is from RefSeq and is a predicted model, not a curated record. The transcript has a single exon.
UGCGGCCGGGUUUCCACAACUUAGAUCUCUCAAAGGAAACCGUCCGGCCGCCCCUUUCCCUUCUACCUCUCCGCCACCGUAACUCACAAUCACCGCCACCGCUAUCCACCACCAUCUGCCGCCGCCCUCCGCCCAUUUGUUCUACUACAAGGUACCUAAACAGUCUCUCUACUGUUCCAUUUUUCAACACCUGAAUUCUUCAAACAUUAAUACUUAUUAUCGAAGUUAGUUAUGGUCAAAGUUUGACCAGAUUAACCUCUGUCACUUUUCAUGUUCUCUAUUGCUCAAUUAGGUCACAAAUUUGUUCGUUUCUGCCACAUUUCACGCUCUUUAUGUAGCCACACCAAUAGUUUUAGUGACGGAAUUAACCGAAUUGAGCAAUACUUAAAUAGUAGUUUUGCAUAUGAUGAAACCCCAGAAGAAGAUUCAGUUGAUUCUGUUAGUACCAGUGGCAGAUAUGAAGAAUUCAAUAGAUCAACUUUUAUAAAAAAAUCGAAAUAUAAUGCUACUUUAGCCUUGAAAGUAUUACAACAAGACGGGCCCGGUUUCGAUACGAAACUAGCUUUAGAUCGGUUAGAAUUCGAGGUAUCGGGUUUACUCGUGCGCGAGGUUCUUAUAGGAAUUUUAAAGAACAUGAAUCAUGUUAACCGAGAGCGAUGUGCUAAGCUCGGGUACAAGUUCUUUGUGUGGUCAGGUCGAAAGGAGAAUUAUAAUCAUACGGUGAACACGUACCAUUUGAUAAUGCAAAUCUUUGCGGAAGCAGAGGAGUAUAAAGCGAUGUGGAGGUUAGUUGAUGAAAUGACGGAGAAAGGGUAUCCUGUUACGUCGAGAACGUUUAAUAUAUUGAUAUGUACGUGUGGUGAGGCGGGUGUGGCGAAGAAAGUUGUGGAACGGUUUAUAAAGUCGAAGUCUUUCAACUUUCGGCCGUUUAGUCAUUGCUUUAAUGCGAUAUUGCAUUCGCUUCUUGCUGUAAAGCAGUAUAAGCUGAUCGAAUGGGUGUAUCAGCAGAUGUUGACCGACGGUUAUGAACCGGAUUCGUUGACGUAUAAUAUUAUUAUGUAUACGAAAUUUCGACUUGGGAAAUUGGGUCAGUUUCAUAAUUUGUUCGAUGAAAUGAGCCGAAGCGGAUAUCCUCCAGACGUUCAUACGUUUAAUAUUCUUCUUCACAUUCUCGGUAAAGGAGACAAACCCGCAGCGGCGGUUGACCUUUUGACCCACAUGAAGGAAGUUGGAAUCGAGCCCAACGUUCUUCAUUUCACCACGUUAAUAGACGGGUUAAGCCGCGCUGGAAACAUGGAAGCCUGCAAAUACUUUUUCGACGAAAUGGUCAAUUACGGAUGUGAUCCCGAUGUGGUAGCUUACACUGUUAUGAUCACCGGAUACAUUAUGGUCGGACAGUUAGAAAAAGCCGAGGAAAUGUUUUCCGAAAUGUUUAAUAACGGGAAAAUUCCGAAUGUUUACACUUACAAUUCGAUGAUUCGUGGGCUUUGUAUGGCUGGGAAGUUUGAGUACGCGUGUUUGAUGCUUAAAGAAAUGGAAUCUAGAGGGUGUAAUCCUAAUUUUCUUGUGUAUAGUACGCUUGUAGGCUAUUUGAGGAAAGCGGGAAAAUUUUCCGAUGCUCAUGAGGUCAUAAAACAAAUGGUGGAAAAGGGUCGGUAUACGCAUCUUCUUAAUAAAAUUAGGAGAUAUCGAAGAUGCUAAUGUUGUAAUAGUAUUUUUGUUUCGGGUUCAUAGUUAGUUAUGGUUCUUACAUGACAUAUUUAACAAAAUGAAAGCCGCCAUUCUUUUUUCA